Molecule: messenger RNA, 944 nt
Organism: Priapulus caudatus
Lineage: Eukaryota; Metazoa; Priapulida; Priapulimorpha; Priapulimorphida; Priapulidae
Product: E3 ubiquitin-protein ligase TRIM9-like
Exons: 2
Biological process (GO): positive regulation of DNA-templated transcription
Cellular component (GO): nucleoplasm; chromatin
Molecular function (GO): ubiquitin-protein transferase activity; zinc ion binding
Source: RefSeq, a predicted model, not a curated record
UCCACAAACAUUCAGCGAAGAAGACGGCAGGAUGGAGGAGGAACUGAAGUGCCCCGUAUGCAAAAGGAUCUACAACAAUCCCGUGCUUUUGCCAUGUUUGCAUUCUAUGUGUCUAAACUGUGGAGUACAUAUCCAGCAACCAGCGCAGCAAGUUUUGUCAGGAAACGAGGACGCUCAGACGGUGAUCUCGGAAGGCUCGUACGAGGGCUCGACCGGCGACAGCCCGAAUGUGGACACCUUGAGCAUCGUCAGCGAAACUGACAGCGGCGUGGUCGUCAACAGCCGACCGAACAGCUAUGUCGGCACACCGAACAUCCAUGGCAUGAUCUUUCCGCCACUGCCGGCGAACUCGCUGGCGGUGACGUGCCCCGUCUGCCACAAGACGGUGUAUUUCGACGAAAACGGCGUGCAAAACCUACCGAAGUCGCGCGCUCUUCAGUCGAUCAUCGACAGAUAUCGCGAGUCCAAGAAUCUCGUCGUGAAGUGUCAGCUGUGCGAGGGCGAGCCGGCCGACGCGUCGCUGAUGUGCGAGCAGUGCGAAGUCUUCUACUGUGCGCCGUGCAAGGACAACUGUCACCCGGCGCGCGGUCCCCUCGCCGCACACACCCUCCUCAACCCGACGCAGGGUCGCGAGAAGCUGAAAAGCAAGAAUAAGGUGCGGGAUGCGCGCUGCGCGGAGCACGCUGACGAGCAUCUCAGCAUGUACUGCAUGUUGUGUAAGAUGCCCGUCUGUUACCUGUGUUUGCAGGACGGGAGACACAACAGCCACGACGUGCAGGCACUUGGUGCCAUGGGCAAGGCACAGAAGAGUUCCCCGUCGUUUGGCUCCGUGUACUGUGAUGUAAUGCAGAGGGCUCCAUAUGAGAAUAUUCUCAAACUUUCAGGCCUGCCCGUUGUGUCUCUAUCGCCCGAAGCCGGUUUCGUAACAGCACAAAUUAAACUCG